Molecule: messenger RNA, 510 nt
Organism: Letharia lupina
Lineage: Eukaryota; Fungi; Ascomycota; Lecanoromycetes; Lecanorales; Parmeliaceae
Exons: 3
Coding region: 1-510 (169 amino acids)
Source: RefSeq, a predicted model, not a curated record
AUGGCGGCACCGCAGAUUGUCGUCCGGAGCAGCCCAAAAUGGCAAUUUUUGAUGGCUUUGGGGCUUGACGGGCGCAACCGUAACCACCAAGCCCAGUAUUGGAUCAUGAAAAGUGAAGCGAUCCGAGUGUACGACGCCCAACUUAUGGGUAACCGUGGCGCCCUCAAGGCGCAGUACGCAAGGGAGCUUCCGCCCUUUUCAGCGAAUCAAUUCUCCGAAGAGGCAUUCAUCAACGCAGUGAACACCAUUGUGAAUAACGCAUGCUCCCAAACGCGAAGCCUAUACGACCAAGGAGCAGCCCAAGGGCAGCCGAAUUGGGUUGCACGAUGGGUUUUAUACCACGUCUGUCGCUACCGCGAUGGCCGUAACAAGAAGGCCGCACGAUCCCAAAACUUCCAUGACGAUGACGAUGAAAAUGAUGAUAUCGCGGCCCAGUUGCCGGCAGUGGGAAGGGCAGAGGGCACACUCCGGUUUACGAUCCAGCUAGAAAUACGUACAGAUGACAAGUAG